Closterium sp. Naga37s-1 is the source of this 1383-nucleotide messenger RNA. The record is from the annotation of a GenBank genome assembly. Lineage: Eukaryota; Viridiplantae; Streptophyta; Zygnematophyceae; Desmidiales; Closteriaceae.
AUGGCGACAGCAUCGCAGCCAAUCAGCUGCCCGCCAGCGAGCGGCGCGGCGCGCAUGGUGAGGGUGUCGUCGACGGAGAAGAUGGACUUCGCGCCGCACCUGCGCGACGUCUCGCAGUUCUCCUCCACGCCCACCUCGCGCGUAGCCGGCACGCCGCCGUCGCGCGGCGAGUCGCUGGGAGACUCCCAAGGCGUGGCGGCGCGCGCGUUCUUCAACUUCGGCAAGCCGGCGCUGCCCGACGUGGUGGAGGCGGGCGACCCCGUGCUGCACGAGCCUGCGCGCCCCGUGCCCGCCACCGACAUUGGGAGUCCGGAGAUAGAGAAGAUCAUCAAUGACAUGGUGGCAGUCAUGCGCACCGCGCCAGGUGUCGGCCUCGCAGCCAACCAAAUCGGCCACCCACUGCAGAUCAUCGUGUUGGAGGACACGGUGGAGCUCAUGAAGGCAUGCGACCCCGAGGAAGUGAAGCUGCAGGAGCGCCAACCCUUCAACCUGCUGGUGAUCAUCAACCCCGUGCUCAAACCAGUGGGCGACACCAAGGCCCGCUUCUUUGAAGGAUGCCUCAGGUGCCCUCCCCCCUCCCUCCCUCCCUCCCUCCCCCCUCCCUCCUUCCCCCCCUCCCUCCCUCCCCUCCCCCCUCCCUUCCCCCUCCCUCCCUCCCCUCCCCCCUCCCUCCCCCCUCCCUCCCUCCCUCCCUCCCUCCUCCCUCCCUCCCUCCCUCCCUCCCUCCCUCCCUCCCUCCCUCCCUCCCUCCUUCCCUCCCUCCCUCCUCCCUCCCUCCCUCCCUCCCUCCCUCCCUCCCUCCCUCCCUCCCUCCCUCCCUCCCUCCCUCCCUCCCUCCCUCCCUCCCUCCCUCCCUCCCUCCCUCCCUCCCCCUCCCUCCUUCCCCCAUCCCUCCCUCCCCUCCCCCCUCCCUUCCCCCUCCCUCCCUCCCCUCCCCCCUCCCUCCCCCCUCCCUCCCUCCCUCCCUCCCUCCCUCCCUCCCUCCCUCCCUCCCUCCCUCUCUCCUUCCCUCCCUCCCUCCCUCCCUCCCUCCCUCCCUCCCUCCCUCCCUCCCUCCCUCCCUCCCUCCCUCCCUCCCUCCCUCCCUCCCUCUCUCCUUCCUUCUCUCCCUCCCUCCCUCCUACCCUGCAUUACUGCCGUCACCAAGUCGAGUCUCACCCGUCUCCCCACGCCUUCCGUCCUCUGCGCGUGCCAUUGCCCAUCUGUAUGCGCGGCAGUGUGAAUGGGUACCGGGCCAUGGUGGAGCGGUACAGAGAGGUGGAGGUGUCAGGGCUGGCGAGGGACGGCAAGCCCAUCACGGUGCACGCCACGGGCUGGCAGGCCCGGAUCCUGCAGGUGAGACCACUGCCGCGCCUGGUGCUCUGGUGGAGGCGGAUAGGCUGA